This is a messenger RNA of Amoebophrya sp. A25, 4578 nucleotides long. The record is from the annotation of a GenBank genome assembly. Lineage: Eukaryota; Dinophyceae; Syndiniales; Amoebophryaceae.
UAGAUAAAGGAGAGGUCCUUGAAGAACAUAAACUAGUGGUUUUUAUUACAUUCGUGAUUGAGAUCGAUUGAAUCAAACGUUUCGUCCGCGGACGUUGGACACGUAUUUCGACUGGACAAAAGAUGCCCUGAGAUAAGUAAUGACUUUGUCGUAGUACACGAUGUCUGUCCGUCCAUUGUAGACUAAAGCUUUUCUCCAUCCAAGCUGGUUCGAUAGAGCAGUUUUCGCGUGACCGGAACUGACGCUGCCACGGUCUUGGUUAUCGCGGUGUCCCCGCAUACUUUGCACUCUUCUUGAAAUGAAAGCGGCAAUGCGGGAUGAGGACGCGGGAGCAGGCCUUCAUCAUGCAGCACACGAAGUGUCUUUGCUUGAUGGCUCGAUGGAUACUGCGCAGCGUAAAGACGAGGUUGCCACGAUGAUGUCUGCUCGGUCGGAUAGCGAGAAGCCCACACCCACUGAGACGAUUGAGGGAGAGCUGGGUGCAACAAGUAGCGGCGCAAGCAAUUGCGCCGCUGCAGCUCCUGCAUCCGUUGCGGAUGUCUCCUGCUGUGCCGCUUCAGUGAAUGUCUCGGUACCGGUGCCUGUGGACCCGCUGCUUGUGCAGCAACAGUUUGGUGGGUCGUCUUCUUCCACCGCAGCGCCUCCUACUGCGGAGCCGGAAUAUCUGCUGCCUCCUGGAUGCGCACCACUGAAUGGUGUGGCGCCACCUGUUGGUACAACUGCUACGAGAGAUGGGAGAGUAGACCCCCACGAAGGUGUUAUCGACUUCAAUGCUCCGGCAACGUGUUCUUCAUCCAACGCUGCAGGCAACUUCGGUGAUGGCUUUCUCGCUGCGUUCAAUGCGGGAGCCGCGAGUUCCUCUGGUCCUGUCGGCAACAACCAUAUGGGGCCGACAACAAGUGUAGGAAGCGGAUACUAUCAUGGCAGCAAUCUACACAGUCCACGUCUCUCGGAAAGUUCUCUCGGGACCUCGUCAAUGUACAACAUGAACAUGGAACUGUACCCGCACGGGGCCGAGCCGCGGGCCGAGAUGGAACUGCACUUGAAGAUCAAGCUGCAGACAAUGGUGUCGCGUCGUUUCGAAGACUACAUCGAAAUCGUGGACACAGUGCAGAAUGAGCGGGAGGGGACGCUCCGGUACCUGGACUGUCGCUUGCUUACUGCUAACCCGUCGAAAAGUGGCAUCUCCAUAGCUGUGCAGAAGGAGAGCAGGUUUUUGGUCUACGUAAACAAUAACGCGCCUAGCACAGUUUUCGUGUCUACUCGGCAACCCGGCAAUUCAGAAUUUGACGACGUCCCUACCCGAUUGCAGGAGCCGGUGCCGCUGUUAAGAUUUUAGCGUAUCAACACUAUGUCCAUGGAUCUUGUUGUUGUUGUUGUUUGAAAAAUCCCUUGCACAACUGGCACAAAGGUCACGCGCAGAAUUGUCCUCGCACUCCACGAAAAUCACCUGGCUUAAAUAAAUCAGUAUGAAAACGAAAAACUAUUUCUAAUUUUACGGCACAUACCAAAUGGAAAGCUUUUGCCACACCUCCCAGUCGCGCCAGCAGCCACCGGUGCAAUAGGCGGAGCGUUGAUCAGCCACGCGACUGUUAGGGAAAAAAAGCUUUGAUCUGUUGCCACAUGCUAUUGGUUGAAUGCUGAUGAUAGGUUGUCAAAAGUGUUGGGGUGUCGUAGGGGAUGAGAACUAGAUCGAUGUUUUCUGCUGGUUGGUGUGUAACGGUGAGACACGACGGCAUUUUCCGUGUACAAGUCACUCUCACGAGAAGAAAUUUUGUCCUCUAAUCUGUGUCAUUUCGCCGACCCUGGUGUGCCUCCCAUGGUGAGUAGCACCUCUUCGCACGGCGGAACGUACAGUCCGCCACCGGGGAGUCUAGUAGUAGAGCCGCCACGCCGACCACCAGGCGCCUCGGGUCUAGACUCCAACGCGCAGUCCCCUGCGAUGGCUAGUAGCAGUGCUAGUUCGUCAGCUGUGAAGUCUCCCCGCACGCUUCAGGAAGAGGAGGGAAUGCGUUGCGCCUUAGAGCUGAAUUUAAAAGAGGAAAUUGAUCCAGGAGAAUCGCUGUACCUGGACAUCCAGGAGCCCUCGAGUUCGAAAAGACGCGCAGCUGGUAUACUAUAAAAAACAGCGAGCAGAAACAGAUUUUAAUGUAAUGCGGAGGUUUGUUCUUCUGUCGUCUAGGAUGCUUCUUACAUGGUAUAUAUACUACAGUACUAGUGUCUCCGCUGACACUCCUCCUCCAUCGAGAUAUGUACACUGAACAUACAGGAGCUGCAAAGUCACCAAUCACACGCGUAACAGGCGAACAAGUGGAGGGUUCGAAGUUGCUUUCAGAUAAUAGCAGCCCUCGGCGAGGAGGCGGCGCGAGCAGGACGCUAUCACUCGAUGUGAAUUUGUCUCGGAAAGCGUCCGUCGAUGAGGAAUUGCUACAGAUGAGCAGUAAAAUUUCCGAUCCGAAGCCAAUGGCAGCGUAAGAGACCUGAUAGAGUUUUGGAUCCUCUAAGUCUGUAAUGAUAGUCGUUAUUCCUACGGCAGGUUGAAGUCCAGUUUGUAGUGCAGUCCUCUGCGUCCCUAGUUUCAUGGUUGUGUCUUCCUGUGAAGUAGAUGACGAAAUAGUACAGAUACAAAACCAGAAUGAAAAUCUCUCGUAUCAAAGUAGGAUAUAUUUUCCAUCUACCUUCGCCAGGUCCUCCUCGAGUUCAGCGCCACAAGCGGUCUCGGAUGGCGAGUCGCGGGCCUCCAGUCCGAAAAGUUCACCGUCCAAACGCGGCGCUAAGCGGUCAACCCAGCAAGCGUUGCAACUGUGGGCUGAACAAGUGAACACUUUCGGUCAGAGCGGUUCGUGCCAAAGCCUAUCGGCGUUGCUCGAGCAUGGCUAUUUGGUCUGGAAAAAGUACCUUAAGGAGGACUUGGUCCGAAGCAGCAGCACGCAAUCCACCUUAUGCUGAAAUGGAUUUCUAGUUAUUCUUGGAUACAUUUUGAUAGCUGCGAAGAUCCUGUGCUAAUGCUGCACACUUCUUGACACCCGGCAAUGCGCCCUCGGCCAAUAAGAUGCGUCUGCGUAUAUUCGCGGGUCGCACUGUGAUUUGAGUUGUACCAAUCAGUCGUACUAACACUUCCCGCGUCUCCUUUCAUACCCGAAGAAUAAGAAAACACCGGGAGCUUUUGGACUUAAUGGUUGUUUCGGACAUCAAGCAGCCAACCAGGCAUAUGAAGAAGCAGAUCGAGCUUAUAAUCGGGAAGACUUUCAGAAAGCGGUAGACGUGUGCUCAGAGGCGUUGCGGGCUGAGCGGACCUUGAAGAGUACAAAUCCCCAGAUCUAUCGCAAACUACUCCGAUUGCGCUGCGAGGCCUUCUUCCACGCGGAAAAAUAUCAGAUGUGCCUCAGUGACGUAGAGGUAUUUUUUGACUAGAAAGAUCACUCUUACUAAAGUUACUACAUACUUUCUUUUUUGUAGUAUUUGGGUGAAAAAACAAAAAGGUUGCAAAGGAACGAAGUGCAGUCAUCUAUUCAGUUUUAGUACCAUCAACCCUUCGUGAUCCAAUCCUUUUUCCUUACUGAUAUCAUUCCGUUUUUUCAGAAGCUGUUGGGCAUGGACAACACGGACGGAAUGCUUUACUAUAGGCAAGGCAUGGCGUUGAAGAUUAUGGGGCGACCGGAACGUGCUUUAGAGGCGAUUAUGACUGCCAUGGAGUACGAGCCGCAAAACAUACUAAUCGAAGAAGUACUGCUUUGGCUUUCAUCUUUUGAUGUUUUGGUUCUUUGCUGUAUUGAUUUAGAUUUAGUCUUCUAUUAAGUAGUUCAUUUUCGUUCUGACUUUGAACUCUGUGGACCUGAUCCGUCUGGUCGUGGUAUAACUAAAGUCCAACACCACGACACUCUCAGGGCUUUGCGGUGAUAUUCGAGGAGGCUUCCCGAGUGAUAAGCAGCGGUCGGCCGAAGCAAGACGAGACAACAACGCGCUCUCCACGUGCGCGGCGAUCUGGCGGCCGAGGUGGCGUCAAUGUCGCGAGGCUGUCGGCAGCAGCACUCGAAACACUGUCGAGCACCACCCAGGCGACUCGCCUCAGCAGCCAGAGCACGACGCCCUCUCCCUCAAAUGACACCCGAAGCAGCUCAGUUGACAAAGCUGUGCUAGAAGGGCUGGACGAAGCUUGAUCGUAUCUGACGUUGACUGAUGAUACUCACCAGCAUGAUGUAAAAGACGUCAUUUUUGGAGAAAACGUAUUCCUAAUUCAACCGCACGAUGUGCUUCCUAUUCUUGUUGUCACCUUGUUAGGUGGAAACAAGGAUUUGCACCUGCUUCAGGAACAAGCUGUAAUCAUUUUCGAUCUUUUAUUUUCCGAUACGAGAAGAGCAGAAACUGAUUCACUGCAUGGCUUCAUAGCACCCUGAAAACAGAACCUCUCGAACCACGCAUCCUAUUUCGACUACCAUCGUAGUACCGUUUUGAGAAGUGAUGUGAUAGUUGUAAACUGUCAUGAGAGCAGGUCCGGAAAUGUGUUUGUCAUCACUAGAGUUGGAAGAACAAAGACGGAAGGUUUCGAACGAUAAUGGUAGAGUAAUAUAAGUAGAG